Molecule: messenger RNA, 8118 nt
Organism: Phyllostomus hastatus (greater spear-nosed bat)
Lineage: Eukaryota; Metazoa; Chordata; Mammalia; Chiroptera; Phyllostomidae
Gene: SLC4A7
Product: solute carrier family 4 member 7
Exons: 26
Coding region: 266-4030 (1254 amino acids)
Biological process (GO): bicarbonate transport; regulation of intracellular pH; monoatomic anion transport
Cellular component (GO): plasma membrane; basolateral plasma membrane; apical plasma membrane
Molecular function (GO): sodium:bicarbonate symporter activity; monoatomic anion transmembrane transporter activity; solute:inorganic anion antiporter activity
Source: RefSeq, a predicted model, not a curated record
CCUCCUCCUUCACCGCCUUGUCCGGCUCCUCUCUCAGUUCUCACUCCUCGUUCCACGCUGCGGCCUCGCUGUCCUGCGAGAGGCAGUCCUGCGGCCGCUGCGUGCACACGCGCUCUCCGCAUCUCGCGCACCAGGCUCUCCCCACGCGUGCGCACCGGGCGCACGGACACACGUUCGUUUCCCCUUGAGUCCUGGGGUCUCAGCGGCGGCGGGCGAACCGCGCGGGGCAACACCGUAGCGGCCGUCGCAGGCUGGCCGGCCGGCCAUGGAGGCAGAUGGGGCCGGCGAGCAGAUGAGACCGCUACUCACCCGGGGUCCUGAUGAAGAAGCUGUUGUGGAUCUUGGUAAAACCAGUUCAACUGUGAACACCAAGUUUGAAAAAGAAGAACUAGAAAGUCAUCGAGCUGUAUAUAUUGGUGUCCACGUCCCAUUUAGUAAAGAGAGUCGUCGACGUCAUCGGCAUCGUGGGCACAAGCAUCACCACCGGAGAAGAAAAGAUAAAGAAUCAGAUAAAGAAGAUGGACGGGAAUCUCCUUCUUAUGACACGCCGUCCCAGAGGGUUCAGUUCAUCCUCGGCACUGAGGAUGACGACGAGGAGCACAUCCCCCAUGACCUCUUCACGGAGAUGGAUGAACUGUGCUACAGAGACGGGGAGGAGUAUGAGUGGAAGGAAACUGCCAGAUGGCUGAAAUUUGAAGAGGAUGUGGAAGAUGGUGGUGACCGAUGGAGUAAACCCUAUGUGGCAACUCUCUCUUUGCACAGUCUUUUUGAACUAAGGAGUUGCAUCCUCAAUGGAACAGUCAUGCUGGAUAUGCGAGCAAGCACUCUGGAUGAAAUAGCAGAUAUGGUAUUGGACAACAUGAUAGCCUCGGGCCAGUUGGAUGAGUCCAUUAGAGAGAAUGUCAGAGAAGCUCUUCUGAAGAGACAUCAUCAUCAGAAUGAGAAGAGAUUCGCCAGUCGGAUUCCCCUUGUUCGAUCUUUUGCAGACAUAGGCAAGAAACAUUCUGACCCUCACUUGCUUGAGAGGAAUGGGGAAGGCCUUUCAGCCUCCCGCCAUUCUUUGCGAACAGGUCUGUCUGCCUCAAACCUUUCAUUGAGAGGAGAAUCGCCUUUAUCUCUUCUUCUCAGUCAUCUUCUUCCUUCUUCGAGAGCUGGAACCCCUGCAGGCUCAAGGUGUACCACCCCAGUGCCCACCCCUCAAAACAGUCCUCCUUCUAGCCCUAGCAUCAGUCGCGUGACCUCCAGAAGUUCCCAGCAGAGUCAGCUGCAGGUCCCAGAGCUACUGGUGUCUCCUGCCAGUGAUGAUAUCCCCACAGUAGUCAUUCAUCCGCCAGAGGAAGACUUAGAAGCGCUGAAAGGCCAGGAGCAGAAGAAUGAGGAAAAUGUUGACAUAACUCCAGGUAUUUUGGCCUCUCCACAGUCUGCACCUGGAAACCUGGACACUAGUAAAAGUGGAGAGAUUAAAGGUAAUGGAAGUGGAGGCAGCAGAGAAAAUAGUACUGUUGACUUCAGUAAGGUCGAUAUGAAUUUCAUGAGAAAAAUUCCCUCGGGAGCUGAAGCAUCCAAUGUGCUGGUGGGGGAAGUGGACUUUUUGGAACGACCCAUCAUCGCGUUUGUGAGGCUGGCUCCCGCUGUUCUGCUCUCAGGGCUGACCGAGGUCCCUGUUCCUACCAGGUUUUUGUUUCUGUUACUGGGUCCAGCAGGAAAGGCACCACAGUACCAUGAGAUCGGGAGAUCAAUAGCCACUCUCAUGACAGAUGAGAUUUUUCAUGAUGUAGCUUAUAAAGCUAAAGACAGAAAUGACCUCUUAUCAGGAAUUGAUGAAUUUUUAGAUCAAGUGACUGUCCUACCUCCAGGAGAGUGGGACCCUUCUAUACGGAUAGAGCCACCCAAAAGCGUUCCUUCUCAGGAAAAGAGAAAGAUUCCUGUAUUUCCCAAUGGAUCUGCCCCCAGCUCGGGUGAGACUCCUAAAGAGGCUGCUCAUCAUGCUGGGCCCGAGCUACAGAGGACCGGACGGCUUUUUGGUGGUUUGAUACUUGACAUCAAAAGGAAAGCACCUUUUUUCUUGAGUGACUUCAAGGAUGCAUUAAGUCUGCAGUGCCUGGCCUCGAUUCUUUUCCUAUACUGUGCCUGUAUGUCUCCUGUAAUCACUUUUGGAGGGCUGCUUGGAGAAGCUACAGAAGGCAGAAUAAGUGCAAUAGAGUCUCUUUUUGGAGCAUCAUUAACUGGGAUUGCCUACUCGUUGUUUGCUGGGCAACCUCUAACAAUAUUGGGGAGUACAGGUCCCGUUUUAGUGUUUGAAAAAAUUUUAUUUAAAUUUUGCAGAGAUUAUCAGCUUUCCUAUUUGUCUUUAAGAACCAGUAUUGGUCUGUGGACUUCUUUCUUGUGCAUUGUUUUGGUUGCAACAGAUGCCAGCAGCCUUGUGUGUUAUAUUACUCGAUUUACAGAGGAGGCUUUUGCAGCCCUCAUUUGUAUCAUAUUCAUCUACGAGGCUUUGGAGAAGCUCUUUCAUUUAGGAGAAAUAUAUGCAUUUAAUAUGCACAACAAUUUAAAUGAACUGACCAGCUACUCAUGUGUAUGUGUCGAACCUCCUAACCCUAGCAACGAAACUCUGAAGGUGUGGGAAGAAAGGAAUAUAACCGCGCACAAUGUUUCCUGGAGGAAUCUCACUGUUUCUGAAUGUAAAACCUUUCAUGGUUUAUUUGUAGGAUCAGCUUGUGGUCACCAUGGGCCUUAUAUUCCAGAUGUGCUCUUUUGGUGUGUUAUCUUGUUUUUCACCACAUUUUUUCUGUCUUCAUUCCUCAAGCAAUUUAAGACCAAGCGCUAUUUUCCUACUAAGGUGCGAUCGACAAUCAGUGACUUUGCUAUAUUUCUCACAAUAGUAAUAAUGGUUGCAAUUGACUACCUUGUAGGAGUUCCAUCUCCUAAACUUCAUGUUCCUGAAAAAUUCGAGCCUACUGAUCCAAAUAGGGGCUGGAUCAUAAGCCCACUGGGAGAAAAUCCUUGGUGGACCUUAUUAAUAGCUGCCAUCCCGGCCCUGCUUUGCACCAUUCUCAUCUUCAUGGAUCAGCAGAUUACAGCUGUCAUCAUAAACAGAAAGGAGCACAAAUUGAAGAAAGGAGCUGGCUACCACCUGGACCUGUUCGUGGUUGGUGUUAUGCUGGGAGUCUGCUCUGUCAUGGGACUUCCGUGGUUUGUGGCUGCGACGGUGUUGUCCAUAAGUCACGUCAACAGCUUAAAACUUGAAUCUGAGUGCUCUGCUCCAGGGGAACAACCCAAGUUUUUGGGAAUUCGUGAACAGCGGGUCACAGGGCUAAUAAUUUUUAUUCUAAUGGGCCUGUCUGUGUUUAUGACUUCAGUACUAAAGUUUAUUCCAAUGCCUGUUCUCUAUGGUGUUUUCCUUUAUAUGGGAGUUUCUUCAUUAAAAGGAAUCCAGUUUUUUGACCGUAUAAAAUUAUUUGGCAUGCCUGCUAAGCACCAGCCGGAUCUGAUAUACCUCCGUUACGUGCCUCUCUGGAAGGUCCAUAUUUUCACCGUCAUCCAGCUCACUUGUCUGGUUCUUCUGUGGGUAAUAAAAGCUUCAGCUGCUGCAGUAGUUUUUCCCAUGAUGGUUCUUGCAUUAGUGUUUAUACGGAAACUGAUGGAUCUGUGUUUCACAAAGAGAGAACUUAGUUGGCUUGAUGAUCUUAUGCCAGAAAGUAAGAAAAAGAAAGAAGAUGACAAAAAGAAAAAAGAGAAAGAGGAAGCCGAACGAAUGCUUCGAGCUGAUGACGAAACUGUGCACCUUCCAUUUGAAGGGGGGAGUCUCUUGCAAAUUCCGGUGAAGGCCCUAAAAUAUAGUGUUGAUCCCUCAGUGGUUAACAUAUCAGAUGAAAUGGCCAAAACUGCCCAGUGGAAGGCACUUUCCAUGAACACUGAGAAUGCCCGAGUAACCAGACCUAACACGAGCCCUGAAAAACCUGUGAGUGUGAAAAUAAAUAUUGAAGAUGAAGAAACGAAGAAAUAUAUGGAUGCUGAAACUUCGCUAUAGAAUUGAACCAAGAGGAAUUAUAUAUAUAUACACACCACACAGAUACAUAUAUAUAAUGUGUGUAUUUCAUGUCACUAUGUAUAACAAUAUUGUAUGUCAUGCUAUUUAUGCAUGACCACAGGGUUUUUAAAGUAGUGUCUAAAGUUUGUUGGGAGCAUCAUGGAGAAUGUGUAUAAAAUAGAAUGGUCUUUUAGGAGUGAGGUACAUGGUUCUUAUUUUUCAAAUAUUUAUUCUGUUGAAAAAUUUUUCCUUUUCUGCAAUAGGAAGAUGUGGGGAAAUGUAUUCAGUGUAGUUUAAAUCUAUUUGUUUAUCAGUGACAAUUCAUAACAACCUUAAGUGAUACUUUGUCCAUAUAUGAUUUUAACUUGAGUUACUAAAGUUUUUCACAUAUUAUUUUACUUCUGUUAGAGCUUUUUGGGAAGAACAGGGAGUCUUGAUGCCAAUGCUGUGGAACAGAUAGUAACAUGUGGCUUCUGUGUGUGUGUGUGUGUGUGUGUGUGUGUGUGUGUGCGCGUUUCAUUUAUGUAGAUGUCCAUCGUGUUUCACAAGCUAUAGGAACUUUUUCGUUAUAGAGCUACAACAACGGAAUCUUUUUAGUUAGGAACUAUAGUUUUGACCUAUUUGCUUUAGAAAUUUAUUUUAAAUCUUAAGACCUCCACAUUUUAGUUUCCAUUCAGAUGGACAAGUAGAACUGCAGAUGAUAUAUAAUGUAACCCCCCACACCAGUCAUAAUUUUAGGAGCUACACAGUGCCAUUACAGUAAAUUUUGUUGCCUUUGCAGAAAUUUUUUUCUGAAUUCUACACUUCAUUAGAGCCCAAAAUGCUAACUCUGUUCUCUGCCUUUGCUGUUCUUUUACUUAAAAUAUAGUUUAGUUUGUAUCAGGUUUAAGGUUUUGAUUAUUUUUCUAUUAUAAAUAGUACAAUUAAUCAGGAGUCAGAAUUCUCUUAAAUGGGUGUAUGAUCAGUAUUACUUUAUUCUAGUAGGAAUUACCUUUCAUUUUCUGUUUAUGUUCUUUCUGUUGUAUAGAUAAUAUUUAAUAGAUUGUUAUCUGUGAUUUGAUUUUAAAAUAUUUUAUUUAUUUUAAUUGAUAUGAUGCUUAAGUGUUAUAGGAACAUUUGAAAAGGUAACAGAUAUAGAGUAAGUUAAUGUAAAUAGUUGGUGCUCAUUUGCAUUUACAGUUGAUUAUCUGAAACAGUUGACAGAUUUUCCAUCUUUAUAUAAAGCACUGCCAUAUUUGUAUUUUAAAAGGAAUUGAGACAUUUUAUGUAUAGCUCAGAUUGAUGGCUUUCUAUUGUGUGUAUUUGUUAUUUAGUUUUUGCUUUUCUGAGCUGUCUUCUAGCCAGCAGAUCUUUUUAGUCAUCUUUUAUAUACUCUUAGCUCCGCGUUAAAUAAAUAGAUGUUCCUGUUAAGCCUGUAGGACUGGAUGAAUGGGGUUGUGAAACUAAGUUGGCAAGAGGCUAGUUUACCGACAAAGACCUGAGUGUUGAGAAGCCACCAGGAUAUUGAAAAUAGUGACAUGAAUAUUAGGAUGAAGAUAUUAAUGAAAUUACAGGGCUGCCUUUAAUCAUUUGUAAUUUAAGUAUAGAAGUAUGAAGAAUGAUCUUGUAGAGGAGCGUGAGAAAUGCCAAACGCUGAUAUUGUAGCAAUUCUGAAUGUUUUUAAUUCAUUCUAAAAUACUUAAGAAUUAAUGUAAUUUCCCCAGCUGAGACCAUAUUAUCAGAUUCUAAUUUAAGUAACGGAUUUAACUUAUAUCUCAGAUGGGAGGUUGCAAAUGUGGCCACUUUUAGGGAGAAAAGGUAGCUGGUAUCAUUUGGUACUGCCUAAAAAAGAGACUCUAUUGACAAUUGAUAAUAGAGUAUUUAUUACCCACGGUGCUUGUUAUUGUUUUUGAGCUUCCAUUGAAGCGAUUCCUUUUUAUUCAUAGCAGCAUAAUCAUUUCCAAAGACCCCAGUAUUUGCUGCUAUGUUUUGUAAACUCCCCUGAUGUACCUGAACAGGAGGAUUUCCUCACAUAAUUUCCUUGUGUCUGGACAUCACAGGGUUAUUAACAAAUUUGCUUAUUUUAUAGAAAGUGAUUUUAAAAUUUAAACCGAAAACUACCUGGGAUCAUAGUGUUUCUGUGAUUUUAUUUAAUUAUGUAUAGUGAUUGUCCAGUGCCAGAAAAACCACAACUUGCAAAAUACUUUGCACUCAAAAUGUUUGUAGUAUAUUUCUAAUUUGUUUAAUGGUUUCUGUUUCCUUUUGACUACUUGACUUACAAAAUGAUUUGAUAUGACUACUCCAUUGAAGAGCGAAGGUAACUCAUGUUUAAGUAAUUAACUGCUUGUUUUAUAUGGUUAUGCUGUUGUUCCACUGUUUUUGAAAAAUAACAAUCAUGGAUAGCAUUGACUGCAAGACAGUGAAAAAUGUAAUUUACUACAUAUAUUGAUUCUUAAAUGUUGCCUUAAAUACUCGUGGGUGGAAAUGAGCAGUAGUAAUUGCUGUGUACUGAUUUACCUCAAGGUGCAAAAUAAUUAAACCUGUACAUAUUCCAUUUACAAAAUAAAUUCAUAUAAACAGCCCUGCACUUUCUUAGAUGCCUUGGUUUCCAGGAUGGAGCUUAGUGCUACUGAAUACCCUGGCCCCAGAGCCAUCUCAGGAUAUUCUUCUCUCCACCCUAUUUUAUUUAUUUAUAGAUGUCUGUUUACAAAGACUACAAUGAAUACUGAUGUAGACCAUCUGAAAUUUACUUUUCUUUGGAAUGCUAUUUCACUCUAAAAUAGCAGCUUUUGAGAAAACAAUGAACUAACUUCCUUAUGAUAAAAGGAUGAUUCUGUACAUUCUCUAAUAAUAUUGGAUAUGCCGAAGUGAAGCGCACAGCCAUUCUAAUGGGUGUGUGCGUAAAUGAUUUAUCAAAUCAUAAAUCUCCUAAGUUGUGUAAAAGAGCUGUGGCGUAUCAAUGUUCACAUUUGCCAAGUCUCCUGUAACACAUGUGGGACAGCUUUGUUUAUGUCCUAAUGCAUGUAUUAUAGAGAUUUCUUUACCACUUAACUUUUGUUUUUUCAUCCAAAAACAUUUCUUUUUCUUUCACAUACUUAAAAUUUAUGUAUGUAUAUAAUAGCUUUCUAACUUUUUCCUUUUACAAGGACAGGCUCAAAAUUCUGUAAAAAAAAUGGUUUCUGAAACUGAGGUAUGAUACCAGAGCUUACUGUAUUUUUAAGGAUUAUGUCAUGUACAUCGGUUCUGUAAAUGUGCUCAAGAGCUUUACCUGUGAAUCCUGUUUCAAGUGCUCAGAUUUCAGAUGUACAAGCCAUUGCUUAGAACAUUGUAAUUCAAACAUGUUUAAUUUAAUGUGUUAAAGUUAUUUAUGUAGAUCACACCAUUGUUAUUGUGUGCAGUACAAGUAUGUGAAAUGUCUUUUGGUUUAGUCCGACAAUUAUUUAUUUUUUAGAAAGUAAAUUUAAAGACUUUAAGGACAUUCAAAAUUUAAAAUAGUUCAGAAUUAAAAAUUUGGCAGUUUAAAGUUUUUUUUUAACUUUUCAAAAGGUAAUGUAUCAGUAAUAGGAAAACAUAUACUUGGAAUCAUCUAAAGAUCAUUUUAAACGUUUAAUUUAAUCAGCACAUAGUGACUUCUACAGUUGACUUAGAGUAAUUGUUAAACCCCAGUUGUUUUUAAAUCAGAUUUCUGUGCAUUGAUUGAUUUUUGUGUUGUGGCUUUUCUUUUGUUGCUUUAAUAAUAAAAGGUUUCUGUUUUCUAUAUAGGGGGUUAUCUUCCAAUGUUUACUAUGUUUAAAUAAAUAGAAAUUGAAUUUUAUUGUUCAUUUAUAUAAUAUUUGAUAGCUUGGUAUAAUUUCACAGUACAAUUCUAAUUUUUAUGACUUUUAUAAUUAUAAUGAUAAUAUUUUCUUUUGUAAUAAAAUCCAAAGUAAAUUAAACAUUUAAAAUGUACAACUGAUAUUUUUCAUUUAUAUGAAGUACAAGUCUCUACCGCGUCUAUAAUGUGAACGAUCCUGCCUUUUAAAUUUGUUUUAUAAUUGUUAGAAGAAAACUAUUUUUUGGAGAUGUUACUGAAGUUGAAAGAGCAAUAAAAGUCUACUGAAUUAGUCGCU